AUGGUUACCCCCAGGCCCAGUCAUGUAUGGAUAGAGACAGGGCAAUAUGUGUUCCACUAUAUCAUCGAGAAUGACGUAUGUCACUUGGUGUUGUGUGAACGAGGCUUCAGUAAAAAGACUGCAUUCACCUUCCUGGAAGAAAUGUCAUCAGAAUUCAUGUCACAGCAUGGCCACAAGGUCUCCCAGGCCACUCGGCCUUACUCCUGUAUUGAGUUUGACACAUACAUACAGAAGUUACGCCGACAAUAUAGUGACCAGCGGGGCAGGCGACACCUUCACCAGCUGCGAGAAGACCUGAAUGAUGUUCAGCGGAUAAUGAUGGAGAACAUUGAUGACGUGCUACAGCGGGGAACAGCUCUUUCAGACCUUGAAAACAAAGCCACGGGACUCUCCAGCCUGUCAAAAAGCUACCACAAGGAUGCACAAUACUUGAAUAUGAGAUCCACUUUUGCUAAGAUUGCUGCAGGAGGUGUGUUAACUCUAGUGAUCCUGCUCUAUUUCUUUGUCUUCUGAAGAGAAAAGACCUCAUUGUCUUUCUUGAUAAAAGAUGAUGCAACAGAGCAUGCAUCAGAGGAGAUUUCUCCCAGAAGUGUUUGCUCUGCUAGGAUAUGUCUUUCAAGUUCUCUGAAAAGUGUUGUCUGAUGGCUUAAUCACAUGCAGCUGUAUGUAAAGAUGCCCCAUUCAAGACAGUGUCCAAGUGAGUAAGAAAUGUGAUUCUUGAUGUCUACCUACCAUUUCUUUCACCAUCUUCUUACAUCAGUGAAACACCACUUUACAACAUUGUUCAGUUGGAAAUUGUCAAGCUUGGAACUCUAGAAUAUGCUGGAAAAUCAUGUAUGCUUAUCGUUUUAUAAACUGUUACACUUGAAGUGACUGAGAAUAAAUAUUAAGUGUUUUAUUAACUUAAAGUGGAUCCAUUAUUCAACAUCCCAUAAUAUGAAUACAAUAGAAACUAGUAAAUUUUUACAUUAGUUUAGGAAGGAGAAUGUGCAGUUAAUGAAUCAUACAUAUUGCUUGGUUUUUGUGAACAGAUCUUUACCAAGUGUUUUACAGGGAUAUUCUUUCUGGAAGUUUGUAUAAUACAUAUUGCUUUAAUUCUUCAGUUAUUUAUUGUUUUUUAAGAGUAGAUAGUUUGCAGGAAAAGUUUCAUGACCAGAUCAGUAAAACACUAUUUUCUAUCAGCUUAACAUUCUCUCUCCUGGUGUGGGGUCUCUGGUACAGUAUCUGCAUCUGUUCACUUUCUGUUCAACCUUUCUGUGAAUAGCCUGAUUCUUCGCCAUUUUCUUCUUACCUCCCUUCAUACAGGGAAAGAUAUAAUGAAAUCUACCAGUAACCAGUCUUGUAAAAGCUGUAAUCUUUCAUGAGUUGCAAAGAAAAAAUCAUGUAUACUAUUCUGCAAUUAUUUUACUGUACCAUAAUGCAGCACCAUUACAUAGUCAGAUUUUAAUAUUUAUAUCUAGUUUUAAGUGGUUAUGUAAUGCAUGAUGUACACAGAGAUGUUGGGUGUAGUUGUCUUUGUAUUAUACUGGCCUUUAUUUUGUCUUACGAGUUUUCCAAUUAGAUAUUGUAUUGCCAUGUUCAUUUUGUUUUCAGUUUUCCUACUAGAAAUUGUAUUGCCAUGUAUGCAUACAUAAUGAUUUCCUUUUUUUCAUAGGGAUAUAUAUUAGAUAAAGGUUCCAGGAGUGAUGGAGGAACUUUUAUCUUUGAAGGUAACAGUUCUUUGUGCAAUUGUCAGAAGUGCAUGUGGCCAGCAUGGAGUAUACUCAUGUGAUGUAGUUUUAGAAAUUAUUAAGAUUGGUAAUGUUGCAGUUUCAUCUCACUUACAGUGUACUGUAUUUCAUGAAAUACUUUUCCCUCCUUGGUUAUUAAUGCAGUUGUGAGUUGUAACUGGGAAUGAUGUCUUUUGAAAUGCCUGUCCCCACCACUCUUCCACUGAUAAAGGAGAAUCUAUAUUAGAAGCUCAAGGAAACAGAAUUUCCAUUAUAAGAAAGAGUGAAUGUGGCAAUAAAUAUCUUUAUUUUCUUCCUCCACUUUGGCAGAGACCCUGGCAUUAUCAAGGAUCUGGAACAAAAACAAAGUAAAAGAGUUGAAUGAUAUUCCUACUUCAUGGUUCUUAAUGUUAAUUUAAGUGCCACAUGGGAAAGGUUUUAACAUUAUUGGAAUUCACAUUUAGAGAAUAUGAAAGAAAAUUAAAGCGAGAGAUGGUGAGAUGAAACUGCAAUAACACCAUUAGAGCUGCCAGUUCUGUAUGACAAGUCUUAUUGAGUCUUCCCUGGGUAAUAAUGAUGCAUGUGUAAUUAUGCAGUGGGGUGUUCAUGUUUUUAGGGUUUAUUUUAGUGUGCUACAGAUGGAUACUGUUUUCAUGUAAAUCUUUGUUGCAUGUUUCCAGUAAUUGUUAUAUAGUAUUUUUGUUGUUUUCUACUUGUUUCCAUAUAUAUAUCUGUCCACAUGAGUCAUAUUUUGAUGGUGAAUAUUCAUGGUACACAGUCUAGUGCCCCAUAGGACCCUGUACGUACCUCUUUCUGUUGCAACACUAUAAGCCAGUUGUCCCUCUAUUUCCAGUAAUACUUGUUGCAUCCAUAGAAAUGGAUUACACUGUUGAAUCUUGCAAAAAUCAAUAUAAAUUUUCAACAAAA
Messenger RNA from Portunus trituberculatus (swimming crab), 2636 nucleotides. It is a transcript of the gene Sec22, whose product is annotated as vesicle-trafficking protein SEC22b-B-like. Gene Ontology annotation, molecular function: SNAP receptor activity. Gene Ontology annotation, biological process: endoplasmic reticulum to Golgi vesicle-mediated transport; retrograde vesicle-mediated transport, Golgi to endoplasmic reticulum; vesicle fusion with Golgi apparatus. NCBI's taxonomy places the organism in Eukaryota, Metazoa, Arthropoda, Malacostraca, Decapoda, Portunidae. The record is from RefSeq and is a predicted model, not a curated record. The transcript is spliced from 5 exons. The coding region runs from base 1 to 513 and encodes 170 amino acids. Gene Ontology annotation, cellular component: endoplasmic reticulum-Golgi intermediate compartment; ER to Golgi transport vesicle membrane; SNARE complex.